CAGCUGUCAGUGAAUAACAACCACUUUCACCUCCACCUAUCAUUGAGAUAUUGUUCUUGUCCACUGUACAUUGCUAGCAUCUGACUCUACUGUGACCUGCAAUGCCGCCAAAGACGGUUGAGGAGGAGCUUGCAGAGCUCGAGUUGCUCGGUGCAGUGGCACCAGCAGCUCCUCCACCAAAGAAGGGAUCCAAAGUCCUACGACAGAAGUUGGCUCAGGAAGACGAUGCGCUCAAGGGCCUCGAAGAGCUCGAGGAUCUAGGGAAGUUCCAGCGCCCCGAGGGACUGCGUCCAACAAGUCGUCCCAACACACCCAAGUUGUCAUCAUCGUCAACAGCCUCGAGCAACAGAAGAGGCGCUGACGUUGCGACUCCCUCUUCUACCGGCUCGGCACGUACAAGCGAGGAUCGAGCAGCACCACCAAGGAAGUCAGGGGAGAGCACACGAUCAUUUCACCAGAGCUUUGCGCCUACUCAAGAAGAGCCAGCCAAAGCAGCGCCUGCACUUAAGGCAGAGGCAGCAGCAUCAUCAGGUGGUUCGUGGUGGGGCGGAGGUUGGGGUGGCAUCAUAAAUACUGCGACCGAAGCUGCGAACGCUGCAAAGAAGCAAGCAGAAGCGGCCUAUCAGGAGCUUCAGAAGAACCAGGAGGCACAGCGAUGGGCAGAGCAAGUCCGCGGCAAUGUCGGCGCUCUUCGUGGUAUGGGUGGAGAGUUGAGCAAGCAUGCACUGCCAACCUUCACCAACAUCCUACAUACCCUCGCCCCACCGAUUGCACAGCAUGAACGACUACAGAUUCAUAUCACCCACGACCUCAUCGGCUAUCCCUCGCUCGAUCCUAUCAUCCACCAGACCUUCUCCACUGUUAUGGCUCAAGUUGAGGGCGGUGACUUGCUAGUCAUCCAGCGUGGCUCGGAGUCUACACAGCGCGGCUCACUGGAUGGAUACAGAGGUGGGGGUGGUGGCUGGAACGACGGACCAUGGUGGCGUCACGCAGACAAGCGAGACCUGAGCAUAGUCAAAGGUCUCGCCGAAGGCACAAAGCUCACAAGAGUGAGUGCCGAGUCAUACGCUGACGAGUUCUUUGCUGCUAGAGGAGGCGUUGAGGCAGCUGCGAAGCAAGCCACGGAAGUUCUCAGCGAGACCAACCCCGUGCGAAGCAGCGAUAUCUUCAUCGCUAUCCAGGCCAUCAGCUACCCGGCACCUACAGAACUCUUUGGAACAUCAGCAUCUGCGGACUCCAAAGAAGGUGACAUGCAGGAGCAGAAGGAAGAUGAGGAGUUGGUCGUAUUCGCGGUGUAUCUGCAUGACCCGAUCCAUGGCAUCAGCUUCAAAGCCGUCAGUCAGUCAUUCCCUGCUAAGUGGACCGAGUGGCUCGACGCGCCCGCGAAUACUGAAGCCGCAGGUGAAGAGCAACAACUGCCACAGGAGAUCCAGGAGAUCAUCGAGAGUGGAGGUGUUGAUCCUCGUGAGUGGGUAUCUGAAUGGAUGGAAGAGACCAUCAGUCUCAGUGUUGGCAUCGUUGCUCAACGCUACGUAGCGCGCCGAAUGGGAGUUGGAGAGGGUGGCCUCGGAAAGGGCAAAGCGCGCGGGGCAAAUCUUGAAGAUGGUGCUGGCGAGGCAGCACGAGCAGGCAUCAUCUGAGGGUCAUGAAUUUUCAUUGCAUGUUGCAGGAUACGACGUGGUAUACGAAUCUCAGCGGACUCAGACGCCGCCCUUUUCGACAGGAGUUUUUGCUCCAC
This is a messenger RNA of Macroventuria anomochaeta, 1738 nucleotides long. RefSeq lists its product as uncharacterized. The coding region runs from base 102 to 1640 and encodes 512 amino acids. The transcript has 2 exons. The record is from RefSeq and is a predicted model, not a curated record. Lineage: Eukaryota; Fungi; Ascomycota; Dothideomycetes; Pleosporales; Didymellaceae.